Messenger RNA from Neolamprologus brichardi, 834 nucleotides. Lineage: Eukaryota; Metazoa; Chordata; Actinopteri; Cichliformes; Cichlidae. The record is from RefSeq and is a predicted model, not a curated record.
GAGCAAGCCUUCCCCCUGCUGGAGGAGUCGCGUGACGCCUGCAGAUUAUCUAAGAGCUCGCGCACAGGAACAUAUACAGUCCGUCAUGAGUGCUGCUGUGAAUUUUAAAAAAUGCGGCUCUGUGCUGAUUACUGGAGCCAGCCGGGGCCUCGGGCUGCAGUUAGUGGACAGUCUGGCAAGUGGACAGUUUUCACCUGGAAAGAUAAUAGCCACGUGCAGAAACCCUGGUAACGCACAGGAACUUCAAGAACUGGCGGAGAAGCAUCCCAACAUCCACAUAAUCACUUUGGACGUAGUGAACCAGGAGAGCAUAGAGAAGUCUGUAGAAGAGGUGAGCAAGCUGGUGCAAGAAGAAGGUCUGAACUGCCUGAUCAACAAUGCGGGCAUCAAAGUGGAGGCCGACUUUCAUUCUGUUACCGCCGAGAUGAUGAUAGAAAACUUCCACACCAACACUGUGGCUCCUCUAAUGAUCACUAAGAGUGCACUAAACAUGGUUAGUCGCUGCAUGGCUGUAGACCUAGAGCCAGAUGGGAUUCUCUGUAUGGCUAUACACCCCGGCUGGGUACGCACUGACAUGGGGGGGUCAGAGGCUCCACUGAGUCCCGAGGACAGUAUUUCUUUCAUGUUGUCUGUGAUUGGAGGGCUAACUGAAAAGGACCAUGGCUCAUUUCUGAACUUUACAGGAGAGCAGAUACCUUGGUGAACUUGAUGUCCAUCAGUUAUGAGAAGGAUGACUGAGAAUUCUUAACUCAUCCUAAUGGUUAUUGCUUUUACUCUAACAAUGCAAGAAUGAAUGUAUCUACGGCUUUGAUUGUGCUGCAUUCCACUUUAUAG